Molecule: messenger RNA, 1375 nt
Organism: Mycena citricolor
Lineage: Eukaryota; Fungi; Basidiomycota; Agaricomycetes; Agaricales; Mycenaceae
Source: the annotation of a GenBank genome assembly
UCUUGCCAUUGCUCGAAUGGACUCUUCCGCGAAAUCUCCAGUCCAAACUAGCAAGGACUUCCGGGUGGCCAUUAUCGGCGGUGGGAUGUGUGGACUGGCUUGUGCCGUCGGUUUGGCGCGUGCGGGUAUCCAUGCUGAUCUAUUUGAAGCUACCGCCAAGUUCGAAGAAGUCGGGGCUGGUAUCGGUCUCGGACCGAAUGCCUUGCAGGCACUGGAUGAGCUCGGAAUUCUUAGCUCGAUUAUGAACCUCCCUGAAGCAUCCGAGCACGCGGAUCGUAGGAUGGUGUUCGUUUCUGGUCUUGGUGACCAUCAAGUGCUAUACGAUUACGGGGAUAGUCCUGACUGUGGAUCUCUGGAUGGAGGUAUUAGCAUUUACAGGCCGACAUUUCUUGACGCGGUGCUCCCUUUGAUUCCGGAUCCCAGCCACAUGCAUUUCAAGAAACGUCUCACAUCUAUUUCUACAGUCUCUGGAACAUCCGCAUACACUAUCCACUUCUCGGACGGCACUACACACGAAGCGGAUCUGGUCAUUGGAGCAGACGGCAUCCACAGCUCAUCCCGGACUUUCUUGACUGGGAAAGACAACAAGGAAGUGCUCGACUUCACGAAUACGGUCGCAUAUCGAGGAGUUGUGCCCUGGGAUGUCUUAAAAGGAGCCGGCGUGAGAACGGAUCUGACCAGCCGCACGUUCAACUUUGUGGGCAUCGGCAAGCACAUCAUCGUUUAUCCCAUCCAAAAGCGCACAAAGAUCAACAUCGUGGCCUUUGCUACCGAAACUGGGGUUCCGGUUGGAUCUGUGCAAGUGGCCGGAUCGUGGGUUCAGCGGGUGCCUCAGCAAGAACUCGUCGACGCGUAUGCACACUGGGGCCCUGACGUGCAGACGAUCCUUCAGCACAUCGAGAAGCCGACCAAAUGGUUCAUCCAUCACUUGAAACCGCUGGAGAGAUACUCGCGAGACAGAGUCGUCCUGGUCGGAGAUGCAGCCCACGCCAUGUGUCCGCAUCUCGGCUCGGGAUUCGGACAAGGACUCGAGGAUGUUUUUCUUCUCUGCAAGUUGCUCGGUCACCCUCAGACGAAUAUCUCCAAUCUGCAGUCCAUUCUGGCUGUAUACGACUGCAUCCGUCGACCACGUGCUGAGAUGGUCUGGAAUCGAAGUUUUGCAGCCGGACUUCAUUAUGAGCGCUGCGGGCUUCCCGGGUACCAGAAAAACGACAUGCAAAGCCAUUUUCAAGGAGUUUGGGACCCAAUCUGGCAACAUGAUCUUGGAGAGGAUGUCUCCGCUGCGCUUGCCGAGCUGAUCAAGCAGGGGAUCUUCACAGAAACGAGUGGGUAGCCAGGUAGCGCAUAGGAUCGGGUACUGAGAACAGUGUUGUAU